Pisolithus orientalis is the source of this 981-nucleotide messenger RNA. RefSeq lists its product as uncharacterized. The coding region runs from base 1 to 981 and encodes 326 amino acids. Lineage: Eukaryota; Fungi; Basidiomycota; Agaricomycetes; Boletales; Pisolithaceae. The record is from RefSeq and is a predicted model, not a curated record. The transcript has 6 exons.
AUGGCUGCUGCUGGUCUUACCACAAAGGCAACUCAUGUUGAAUCUGUGUGGAACAUGCAUCAGGCUUGGUAUGCACAUACCAAUCCAAAAGCAUCUGCAGAGGAAACCAAAGACUACUAUAGGCAUCACACCAAGCACUAUGAGGACCAUAAAGAUGAGGAUAAACAUCCUCAACUGUGGGCUGAGAUCUGGAAGUAUUGGAAAUACCUGUCCACAAUUAUCAAGUAUAAAAUCCUUAACUCUGCUGCUUUGGUGCCUCUUCCUGACUUUAAUGUGCUGUCACAACCCUGUUAUGACCAUGCACUGGGAUUGAAACCUCAAGAAUACAGGCAUGAUUGCAAUUGUGCUGCCACAGAAGAGAAUGGCAUCACACAAGGCCAGAGAAAUGUUUCUUGGAAGUCAUUGCUUGAUCUGCUGUAUGUUCACCAGUAUACCAUCACUGAUUGGCCUGCUGGAGUCCCUGCUGUUGGUCCAGAUUUCAAUGUCAAAUGCCUCAAUGCUGAUGAACUUCAUGCUCUGACUGUUCCUUUCCUGAAAGAGUCAAUGGGUGCAGAUUACCAUGCUGAGGCUCCACUAGAUGAUGAAGAAGACCAAGCUGAAUACCUCAUCCCUUUGCCAAAUUCAUCAUUUUACCUCAAGAAGUGGGCUGAUGAUCAGAUUGAGCUAUUUCACCACAGUGAUGCAAGGAUGUGUGACAUCCCACUUGUGGUGAACACAUUGAACCAGCACCUCCAUGUUCUUUCUGAUUCAGAUGCAUUCAUUAAGGCCCUCCCUAAAGGUGACAAGUUUGAGGAGAGAAGUGCCCCUUCAUCUUUCCCUGACCAACCUGUGCAAGGACAAGUGCCAUCCAACAGACAUCACCCUUUGCCAGCAGCAUCCAACACCCACCAUAUGACUGUGCCUUCUUUAUCCCCAGCUUAUAGAUUACCCCAGCCACCUGUGUGGUGCCAUGUGUCUCCCUCAACAUCCCACCACACCUGA